Messenger RNA from Euleptes europaea (tarantolino), 1218 nucleotides. RefSeq names its product mitochondrial ribosomal protein S5 (gene MRPS5). The coding region runs from base 1 to 1218 and encodes 405 amino acids. Gene Ontology annotation, cellular component: ribosome. The record is from RefSeq and is a predicted model, not a curated record. The transcript has 11 exons. NCBI's taxonomy places the organism in Eukaryota, Metazoa, Chordata, Lepidosauria, Squamata, Sphaerodactylidae. Gene Ontology annotation, molecular function: structural constituent of ribosome; RNA binding. Gene Ontology annotation, biological process: translation.
AUGGCGGCGGCCGUGGCAGUCCGGAGAAUCUGUAGUUCUGGAGUCUUCGGGGCGGCAUGGAGAGGCUAUACCUUGGUUCCAGGGCCCGGAAUUCAUGGCCAGUAUUCUACAUUGGCGUAUGCUUUGCAGACACAUUGCUAUAUUUCUGGCCCUCAUGAUGUGAGAGUGGAACAGCGCCGGCAGGGCAGUUUUUUCAACAAGUUGACAGCCGAUGAACUCUGGAAAGGAGUUUUGGCAGAGACUGGUGCGAGUGGAAGGAAAGGAAGAGGGAAGAGGACCAAGAAGAAGCUGAAAAAGGAUCUUAACAGAGGCCAGAUAAUUGGUGAAGGACGUUACGGUUUCCUUUGGCCGGGCCUCAAUGCUCCUGUGCUAAAAAAUGGAGCGGUCCAGACAAUUGGACAGCGAGAUAAAGAAGAGUGGGAGAAGAUGCAGUCGGAAAUAAUCCGUCGGCGGGAUGAGUGGGAUAAGAAGAGAAAAACGAAGGUGAAGAGGGAGAGGGGAUGGACUGGACGUUCCUGGGGAGGUGUCAGCCUAGGGCCUCCUGACCCAGGUCCUAAUGGAGAAACAUAUGAAGACUUCGACUCGAGAGUGAUUGAGAUGAAGAAUGUAUUUAAUAUGACAGCAAAAGAAGGAAGAAAAAAAUCUGUUAGUGCCCUGGUGGCCGUGGGGAAUGGAAAAGGAGCUGCUGGUUUCGCAGUGGGAAAAGCAACCGACAGGAUGGUGGCGUUAAGAAAAGCAAAGAACAGAGCGAUUCACUAUUUACACUAUAUUGAAAGAUAUGAAGAGCACACAAUUUAUCAUGAUAUUGCAGUUUCAUUUAAAAAAACAACCAUCCGGAUGAAAAAGAAAAACAGGGGAUAUGGACUUCACUGUCACAGAGCUAUCAUUACAAUGUGCAAACUGAUUGGGAUUAAAGACAUGUAUGCCAAACUUUAUGGAUCCAGAAAUCUAUUGAACCUCACCAGAGCUCUCUUCAAGGGAUUGUCGAGACAGGAAACUCACCAAGCCCUGGCCAAUAAAAAAAGCCUCUACGUAGUAGAAUUUCGUGACGAAUGUGGCCCCCUGCCCAUCAUGGUUGCUGCUCCCCAAGGGGUCCUCAGGGAAGACCCUGAGCCUGAGGAUGAAGUUCCUGAUAUCAAACUGGAGUGGGACGACGUGAAGGCAGCCCAAGGCAUGAAGAAGACUCCCUGGGCAAAUGUCAGAAGAACAGUGUGGUAG